Messenger RNA from Actinia tenebrosa (Australian red waratah sea anemone), 2522 nucleotides. RefSeq lists its product as uncharacterized. The record is from RefSeq and is a predicted model, not a curated record. Lineage: Eukaryota; Metazoa; Cnidaria; Anthozoa; Actiniaria; Actiniidae.
ACCGAGCAGUUAUUUCAAGAUUGGACCGCUUGUGGUGCAAUACUACGGGAGCUUUUAAAAUAUCAUAGACAAAUCUAAAUUUAAUAGUUUGAAAUCCUGAUUUCCUCUGAUGCACCGACUCAAUGAAAUGUGGAUUUGAUUACUUCGUCCGUAUUUAAAGUCUUCGGAAGGUCAGCAUAAGCUUCAUUCCCUUGGGGAACCUUGCUCCUCGAUAGACAUGGAUGUGUGCCGUUCAUUGGUUUGUUUUUCCGGGUCAGGAAUGAGGAAAAAAAUGGAGAAAUACUGAAGUGUUCCGGCAAUACUUGAUAAAAGAACAAGUCUAGCACAUGGCGUAAAUGGUGGUGCAGAUAUUAUCUUUUCUAUAAUAGAUGCUGUUCUCUCACAACAACAUUGUUUUAAAGGAGAAUUAAGAGAUAUGCGUUAUUGUCUAACUAGCGAAUCACUUAUCGCACGCGCGAAAUAAGUGCGUAAAAUGGAAGAUUGGAAUACAGCUAUUGUUCUACUAUAUUCCAAGUUUUGCCGAUCAAUUUUUAAUAUCGCUUAAAUAUUUACAGCGUUUGAUAUCGGGCAACUUUCAUUAUCUAACAACCAUAGAGACUUUUAAGCGUUUUUCACACUAAAGAUCAAUGAAUUGGUGGUUUUAAACGAUAAGGAAAAAUCUUUCAUCGUUAAUGUGACGUUUUUCGCGCCUGAGUUCUGGAUGAAAGGUUAACGAGGUAUAUCCCAUGUGGCUGUGCGAUCAGAGUAUGGCUAUCUCCCGCUUGAACAGGUGCUUCAUAACAAUGCAGAAUCCACUCGACUAAGGAAGACCGACCUACAAAUCCAAAGCAUAUGAAGAAAGCCGUAACUAUUGUAAAAAGCUUGUUGAAAUUUCCAAAAUUAAGGAGAAAAAACGAUUUACAAAAAACCGAAUCGGAGCAGGAAUGCGAAGCAAAACCUAAACUUCCAGAGAUAACGAUUUUUAGACCUUGUGAACGAUGCGUACUGAUUUAUGAAAACAGCGUGUGGAAAUAUAUUCACAAAAAGCAGGCACAAGAGGAAUAUUGUCAUCUCGAGUGGUGUGACAAAGAUGAAGAAGAACCGAGCUUCGAAGCGACGGACAAAACUCCGUCUGCCGGCCAAAUUCAGGGUUUUUUUCAACAUCAUGGACUCGUGAGGAAAAACCAAGACAUUCCAGUGUGCAUUGAUAAAAGUUGCAUGAAUUCAGCAUGUCUUCGAGACCAUGUUAUUUGGGAAUGCAAAUCUACUCAUUUAAAUAUGCCGACCCAUUACCCAGCUUUCGUGUUCUUGGUUCAAUCAAACGAGAAAUGGUCGACACCGGUUUUGUAUGAAGACAUGGAUAUUAUAUUAUUUAGGAUGAAUUUUUCUACGCUUUGUUCGAUUUUAAAUUGGAAUUCGGUUCAAGAAUGUGGUGCAGGAAUAAAUAUGGAAGCUUGGGUUGUGAUUUCAAAGCUGUACCAAAGGACAGUCACUCUUGAAGUUGAGGAAAACCUUGUCCAUGAAUACUUAGAUUACAUAAGUUUAUUAAUUUUCUUGGAUGUACCAUCGUCGAAGGAGGCAAGAGGAGUCCAUUUAGAUAAUUUAUUCCAAGCUGUAGAUAAUAUAAUAGAUAUCAGUCUAUACAUCACUCUCACCAGUGGAAUUCCUCCAGAAAACCAGAGUUACCUUAAAGAUACGAUCAUUGAAACCGCCACCGUAGUGACGUCAACAGCAGCAGAAAGUACUGCCACCGUUGGCAUAGAAACGGCUGCCAUGGCAAUGGGUCAGGCCGCAGCUGGGGUUGCUCUUUCGGUUCUUGUAGAUGUUGCAAUAACUGCAGGAAUGGUAACAAGAGCGAAAAUCCGUAGAGACAAAGGAUUAAUUUCCCAGAAAGAGUUCCAAAAGACAGUCCGGGAUAAGCUCUGUGACUCGGGGUGUCAGUUCAUCGGGGGUACCACGGGAACCAUUGUCGGGCAGGUCCUGAUUCCAGUUCCCGUAGUGGGCGCUAUAGUAGGGGGAUUUUGUGGUAGUUUGAUCGGCGCAGGAGUAAGCAAAGGGAUUAUAAAAACCUCAGAGAUCAUUUCCAAGACUCAAGCGUCAAAAUUGAAAGCCAUAACUGAUAAAGAAAGCAAAACCGAUUUGGAUACGAGAUAGGGAAUUCCAAUAUUUAAUGUGGUUGGUGAGGAACAAUUUUUUUUUAUAAACUAUCAACAGAAUUCAUAUAUCUAGGACAAUUGUUGACAUUUGCGAUAAUUUCUUUAAAAUGAAUAAUUCGUAAUUAUUAUUCAGUAUCAUAAAAAUCGAUUUUUUUUACUUGUAAAUACUGCUGGAUAUUUAUAAGAAAGGAAUGCAGCUGAUUUAAUAAAAUUUUGCUAAAAUUAAGAGUUGUGUUUCAUCUUCUUGAAUUUUCGCACGUUACUUUCCUCGCAACCUCGUCGUUUAGAUUUUUCCUGAUUAAAAACCAAAACUUAACAUUUGAAAUAUUUUACAAUUCCCAUCUCUCGACGUUUCUCCUUUUCUCGGCAAAAGGUGUGUGUGUUUUU